GGCUGGAGAUGAUGUUCUUGUUUGGCCGGCCAGGACCAUAUGCAAUAUCUUAACAUAGAUGUAAUUCUUCUUGCCUUGCAGAGUUGUUUUGCCAAAAUCAGCAUUUGAUGUCUGCUUGCAGGCUACAUGCUGUGGUGUAUGACAUAAUCUAUUUUUAGAGAUAUUAUACAAAAGUUGACUGAACACGGUGACUGAACAGUGGGAAUCAUAUUGCACCGGAUGUCAUUACAGGCUUUUGAGUAGCGCGGAGUGUAAUCAAGAUGGAAGUUGCAGCACAUUUUGUGAAUGACUCUGUAGAAUUCUACAAAUGGAGCCUUACUAUAUCAGACAAAAGGGUCGAAAAAUGGCCCAUGAUGUCAUCGCCCCUCCCGACGCUGGCCAUCAGCUGCCUGUACCUGCUCUUCCUGUGGGCGGGACCUCGAUACAUGCAGGACCGGCAGCCAUUCGUCCUUAGGAAGACCCUCAUAGUCUACAACUUCAGCAUGGUGGUCCUCAACUUCUAUAUCGCCAAAGAGCUCCUGAUAGCCUCCAGGGCGGCCGGUUACAGCUAUCUCUGCCAGCCCGUCAACUACUCUGAGGAUGAAAACGAAGUCAGGGUGUGUGGACCGCCACACGAGGACAACGAGGACCUCAAGUGCCAGCUGGCCUUCAUCAAAGAGGAGGCGGUGCUGAUGAGGAAGAAGACGGCCACCAUCGACAAGGAGAAGGACCGCCUGGACCAGGAGCUGCAGAAGUACCGCUCCUUCUACGGGGACCUGGACAGCCCCCACCCCAAGGGCGAGGCCGGGGGCCCGCCCACCACCCGCGAGUCUGAGCUGAAGCUCCGCCUCCGCCUGGUGGAGGAGGAGGCCAAUAUCCUGGGCAGGAAGAUCGUGGAGCUGGAGGUGGAGAACCGGGGCCUGCGCGCCGAGCUGGACGACCAGCGGGGCGAGGGCGAGGGCGGGGAGGACGGCGGCCGGGGGCCGGGCGGCGUGGGCCGGGGGCGGGGCCUGCGGGAGGACCUGACGGAGCUGCGGCAGCAGCUGCAGCUGGUGGAGGACGAGGCGGAGCUGCUGCGGAGGAACCUGGCCGACUCGGAGGACCAGAACAAGAGGGUGACCACGGAGCUCAACAAGAUGCGCUUCAAGGCCGGCACCCUGGAAGGGGGCGGGCGCCAUGGCGGGGGGGGCGCGGCCGCCGCGCUGGCCAUGGACAGCGCCAAGGUGGACGCCCUGCAGGAGGAGCUGAAGAUGGCCAGGCUGCAGAUCAACGACCUCAGCGGCAAGGUGAUGCAGCUGCAGUACGAGAACCGCGUGCUGCUGUCCAACAUGCAGCGCUACGACCUGGCCUCGCACCUGGGCGUGCGCGCCAGCCCGCGGGACAGCGACGCCGACAGCGACGGCGGGGGCGGCGGCGGGGGUCCCGGCGGCGGCGACGACUCCGCUCCCUCCGCCCGGCUGCAGCCCCCGCACCGCAAGCGCGAGGGUCCCGUGGGCGGGGAGAGCGACCCGGACGAGGUCAGAAACGGAAACAACGGCGGCGGCGGCAACGGCGUUGGGCGCUGCUUGACCCCCACACGGGGGCUCUACACCCCCACGGGGCUGGACGGGGGCGCCCUCCCCUCGUCGGCCUCCUCCUCCCCCACGGCCGCCUUCGCCCGCUUCCUUCCUGGCGGCGGUGGUGGUGGCCGCGGCGGCGGCGGCGGCGGGGGCAUCAGCGGCCUGCGCGAGAGGCAGCAGAUGAUGGACAUCCGCAUGGAGGCGGAGCGUCUGGUGCGCACCAUGGACCGCCUCAUCGCCGACACGGCCUCCAUCAUCUCGGACGCGCGGGUCUACGGCGGCGGCGGCGAGCUGAUGUUCGGCCGGGGGGGCGGCGGCGGGGGGGAGGAGCGGGGGAGGGAGGAGGAGCAGGAGGGCCUGGGGAUCGGGAUGGGAGGGCGGUUCCGGGAGCACGAGCUGCUGUACCGCAUCAGCGCCCAGAUGAAGGCCUUCCGGAAGGAGCUGCAGGCCUUCAUCGACCGCCUGGAGCUGCCCCAGCUGGAGGGGAGGGACACGGAGGAGCCGCUGUCGAUGUUCCAGCCCAUAAUUCUUCUCAUCCUCAUUCUUGUGUUGUUCUCAUCUCUAUCCUACGCCACCAUCUUCAAACUAGUCUUUCUUUUUACCCUUUUCUUCGUCCUGUGAUUUUUCUUCCCCCACCUUUUCGUUGUCUUUUUGUUUUCUUCUGAGUUUCAUCCUUUGUUCUUUUUGCUCUUUUGACGUUUUUUCCUCCCCCCCCCCCCCUCUCCCCAACACAUU
Gadus chalcogrammus (walleye pollock) is the source of this 2273-nucleotide messenger RNA. Its product is annotated as protein SOGA3-like. The record is from RefSeq and is a predicted model, not a curated record. Gene Ontology annotation, molecular function: fatty acid elongase activity. Gene Ontology annotation, cellular component: membrane. NCBI's taxonomy places the organism in Eukaryota, Metazoa, Chordata, Actinopteri, Gadiformes, Gadidae. Gene Ontology annotation, biological process: regulation of autophagy.